Messenger RNA from Theobroma umbraticum, 6451 nucleotides. The record is from RefSeq and is a predicted model, not a curated record. NCBI's taxonomy places the organism in Eukaryota, Viridiplantae, Streptophyta, Magnoliopsida, Malvales, Malvaceae.
GUUUUUGUUCUUGUUUGGUAUCAAAAGAAAAAAGAAAUAAAGUCUUGGUAUGAUGCUUGAUUGAUUAACAUCUAAAGGGAGGCUUAAUUGCCUAUCCUUCCCUGUUAUAUAUCCUGCUUUGGUCUGUAUGUCCCCUUGUACUCUGUUGUUUUCUUUUCUUAUAUGUAAUGUUUUGUCUUCUCUAAAGUUGUUGGAUUGUUCCACUUAUAUAAAUGUUAUGGAGAUAAUAAAGAACAACUCCAUGAUUACUUUAUUUAUUUCUUUGUGAGUAAUUGUAAACCCCUUCUUAUCCCUCUCUUUAGUGUUAUAAAGGGGAAGCCAAAACCCAAGAAGCAAACUGAACUUUCACCUUGGGUGGCCAGAGUGUCAGAAAAGAUGAGUACCUCCAUGUCUGAAGAGGAAGAAGCAUUUGGUUACGCCUGGUGUCUACGUUCGUCCCACAUGUUCUGCUUUGUCCUGGAUGCAGCCAUACAGCUUGGUCUCUUCGAUAUCAUAGCUAAAGCAGGCCCUGGUGCACACCUUUCUUCCUCCGAAAUUGCUUCUCAGCUCAAUGCCAACAACCCCGAGGCACCUUCACUGCUGGAUCGCGUGCUACGACUGCUUGCUUGCUACGAUUUAGUCACCUGCAUAACCCAAAACCUUGAUGGAGAUGGUGAGGUUGAGAGACUCUAUGGACUUGCUCUGCCUGGUCAAGCAUUUGUUCCUGAUGAAAGUAAAGGAUGCUUGGCUGGUUUUGCUAUCACCAAGGCCAAGAUAGAAGCCUGCCUAUACUUGAAAGACAUGAUCCUUGAUGGUGGGAAUGUGUUUGAGAGACUGUACGGGGUGGGAAUGCCAGUAUACCAGUAUAUGAGCUUACACCCAGACAUGGCCAGGAAAUUUGACACCACCAUGACUAAUCUUUCAAAGGUUGUUAUGAACAAAGUUCUGGAUAAGUACCAUGGGUUCCAAGGCAUUACUUGUUUGGUAGACGUUGGAGGUGACUAUGGCGUUUCUCUCAACAUCAUCAUCUCAAAGUACCCUUCUAUCCAUGGCGUUAACUAUGACAUGCCUCAUGUUAUACAAGACGCACCCUCUUUCCCUGGAAUCCAACACAUUGGAGGAGAUAUGUUCUCGAGCGUUCCUAAAGCAGAUGCCAUAAUGAUAAAGGAUGUGCUCCACAACUGGAACGAUGAACGAUGCCUGAAACUGUUGACAAACUGCUACGAGGCAUUGCCAGAGAGAGGGAAAGUCAUUGUGGUGAGUUACGUGAUGAUUGGUGAACCAGAGGCAAGUGAUGGUGCUAAGUUUGUGUGUCAGAUGGACCUCCUAAUGGCACUGCAAGGUGGAGCAAAGCAAAGAACAGAGAACCAAUUCAAGGACUUGUCCAAGGCUGCUGGGUUUUCAGACUUUCAGCUCAACUGUCGUAUUUUCAAUGCAAUUGGUGUCAUGGAAUUCUUCAAAUGAAGUUACUACUCAUUUCCUUUCGUGGCUUUGCUUCUUAUAAGAUGAUACUAUUAAUUUUAAUGAAAAUAAAGAUAUUACGUAUGAAAUAAUUAAUAUUUAUAAAUAAAAUAAUUAAAUUAUUUAAAAAUGUUCAUGAAUAUCUUAUUUGAGUCGAAUUUUAAAUAUAAUUUUCAGAUUCGUGUUUUACAUGAUUUUAAAUAUAAUAUUUUUAAUUUAAACUUAAUUGAUAUCAAUAAAAUUUAAAUCUUAAUUUUGAUUUAUAAAAUAUAAGUAAAAUUUGAUUCGAUUUUAAUUUAAAAUAAUUAUAAUAAUUUGUAAUAAUCAAGUUUCGAGUAUUAGAGUUAUAGAAUUAGAUGCCAGAUAUUACGAACUCUAAGUUAUUUCAUUCAUUAAAAAGAAAAGAACAGGCAAAACUAAAGUGAAAAGGAAAAUGAAGGCAAUGAGUUUAAUCUUGUUGCCCAAGUAAGAUAUCAUUAAUUCCCAUCCCGCAGACAAAGCCAACCUCGAUCCUUGAGCCAAUUUUCAAUGACCCAAAAGACCAAAUCGAAGCUCAUACGUGGCGUGGCUUUUCCGUAAACAACAGGCCAUUAGGCCACCCGUACAGCCUACAUGCCUACGAUCCUUUUCAUCUUCUCCUAAAAAUCACUACUCUCUGCUCUCUUAAACACUAAAACUCCAUUUUUCAAGAAAACCCAUUAAAGUUUUUAGCUUUUUUUGGGAUAUUUUAAGAAGCCUAAACAAUGAAGGGAAGGAAUUUAACCUUAACCAACGAAGACAAUCGAAGGUCCAUAUCACAUGCCUGGGUUUUUCCUUUGUUUUCUAUAUAUAUAUAUAUAUAUAUAAAUGCAAAGUCUCUAACUUGGUUUUGGAUUUUUCAUUAUCUCUUUUGUUUUCUUUCUAUUGUGUGUGUUUUCUCUCAGUUGAUGGGUUAUUGCUAAGGGAGGAAAACAGGGAAGCUUUUGAUAAUGUUGAUGAUGAUGAAGAAGACAAUGGUAAUGGAAAAGACUCCUCCUUUCCUUCAUUUUUAACGUUAAUAAUGCAAAAGAUUCUACCUUUCUUUCGUUCUAACGUUAAUGCAAGCUUUUUUUAAAGUUCUUUUUGGUUGGUAAAUACAGGUCUUUUUUAGUCCAUUAGUUACCAAUUUUCUCUUUGUUUCUCUAUCUCUCUCUCUCUUUAGGUGUAGCAUGAUUUUCUUUUUCUUUUUCUUUAUAAAGAUAGAUUUUCAUUAACAUAUGCUUGUUGAAAGUUUCUUCUUUUAAGCGAAAAGAGUUGGUAGAGGUGAUAAAACCAAAUCUCAGACCAGUUAAUUUGAGAUGUCUUGCAUUUUUAGAUAUAAAGGGGUCUUACUCCUCACUCCUCAAUUUGUUUUAAGUUGCAUGUAGACUUUAAUAUUUAUCACUUCACAAGAGCUGCAUUAUUUUCAAUUCCAUUUUUUUUUUACUUUAUCUCAUUAGCUAGUGUGGUUUAUUUGCUCGUGGUAUUUUGAACUACAAUAAUACUAAAAAUACUUCUUUUGUAUUAUAUAUGGUCAAUUGAUUUGGGUUAUUGCUUCCAUUUUUAUGUUUUGCAUUUCAAUCCUUCCUAAGUGGCAUUUUGGGUUACUUUAGCAUCUGUAUUUAUCACAACUCCUUUUCAAUAGUUUUAGUUGUUAAGUGUACUAUUAGUUUAAUUGUUCAUGAACACUGAUAACUGAAACUGUGUUGAUGGGGAUGAGCAAAAGGUUUGGGUCAAAUUGAGACUGAUAGCAUUAUAGUGUAUGAUAAUGAGGAGGGAGAAGGAGAAAAUGAUCAAGAUGGGCAAGGUAAGCAGAAGAAAGAGAAAAAGCGAAAAAGGUAAACUUUUAAGUCUUAAUGUGUGAUGUGGGUUGAUCUCAAUCUCAUGAUUAUUUUUUCUGGUAAAGUGCUAGUGUUUUUUCAAUUCUCCAGGAGAUCGGUGAAGGAUUUUGUUCAUAAUGAUGAUGAUAUUGAGUUGCUUCAAGAAAACAGAAUCUUACGCAUUUGUCAUUUUCCUAAUGUGAGCAUUCAACUAGUUCCUUUCACUUGAAUUUUCUGUGUUUUAGUUUUAUUUGGAAGAAUGUUUUGGUUCAUUUGAUUUUAUUGCAAGCCCUUCUAUUAUUAGUCGGGGUAGGAUAGUUCUAGCAUUCUUUUGUUUCUUUGCAAUUAAGUAUUUUUUUUUUCCAUUGUUUGAUAUCUAAGCUCCUGCUUGUGUGAGUUGCCAAGUUACACUAUCCAUGAUUUCCCUGAUCAUUUUGGUGGCUGAAAAUUUGCUCAGGAAAGUGAAAAGAUUAAGCGGCUCAAAAAGUCUGAAAAAAGUACUAAGAUGACUGAGCAAUUUGGUGUUUCUGAUGAUGAGGAUAAUUUACUACUCUAAUUGGAUUAGUCUUCUCUUGUUCAACUUAAUUAUCUUAGAAACAGUUUCACUUGGUGCUUGACUCUAAUUGUUGGCAAUUGCUUAGAUGUUUCAAAUUGCCUCUCCUCCCCUCUGGAGAAAGAAAGAAGGAAAAUGUUAUCUAACAUAGUUAAAUAUUAUAGGCCUUUUAUUUGAUGAUAUCUUUGGAGAAGAGGAAGUUGCACAUGAUAAUGAAGAGAAUGAGAUGGCAAAUUUUAUUGUGGAUGAUGGAAUAUCAUAUGGAGAUAGAUCACCUAUGAGGUAUAUAUUGCUCAUCAUGAAACCUUCAAAAUUGCUUUCUAUAAAAGCUUUUGUUCAUCAUUAAGUAUUUCAAGUAAUUUAUUGAUUAUUUAUUUUUUCCCUACUUAUUAUCUGUUUGUUUUUGCAAACAUCUUUGUAGUUGUUUCAAGAUGAACCAAAAGAAGUUGAAGCAAGUGGUAACCAUUUUGUUCAUCUGCAUUAAAUGAUGGAGUCCAAUUAUUGGUGAUGCUAAUGAGAUCUUGAAUCAUUAGAAACAAGUUAUGGCUAUAAAUGUCAAGCUAGAUGAUUCUAGUGAGUUUGAGCCGUUUUUUCUAGCUGACAAGUAUAUGACUAAGAGGGAUAAUCAUGUUAGGGAGACUUACAUGCCAGAAAGGAUGCAGGUUUUGUUUUGGCGCAUGUGAUCCCUUAACAUAUCUGGUCUUACAAUUUGGAUUAAUUUCUCUAUUUAUUCUCCUUAGACGAUCAAGGAAAUUGUUGGACCUCUUCCACUUGAUAAAGAAGAGUAGAGAAGAAGAGAACGUGUGGAUACUUAAUCAACUUGUAAUGAAUUCAGAUUUGUUAUUUUGCACAAAAAAGACUACAGAAAGUUCUGGAGCAGGAUCUAUUCUACUAAACAAAAUAAAGAAGGCAGAUAUAAUGAAGUUUUUGGAAUUGCAUCAUGUGGAGAAGUUUGAUGUAAGUACUGAUUGCUUUGAUACUAAAACUUUUCCCUCUAAGUUUGAUUAAAAUGCACUCUUACAUGCAGGUUUUCUCUCUCUCUCUCUACUAGAUUCCAUUUAUUGCCAUGUAUCGGAAGGAGCAAUGUCUUAGCCUACUGGAUGAUAUAGAGCCAGAUGAGGCUAAUAGCAAAGCUAAUAAUGAUGCUGGACGAGCAUGCCAAUUAAAGUGGCAUAAGGUAGGGUUUUGUUUAAUUUUUUAUUUUAUGUCCAUAGAGGUUGCAUGGAUGCCAUAAUUAACAUCGCCUUACUAUUUGAAAUGGUGCAAUAAAAGGUUGAUUGCCUAGAAUAUAGUCUUAUAGCAUUAUUUGCAGGUACUUUUGGUCAUAAAAGAAUUAGACAGAAAGUGUUUACUUCUUCAGAAGUGUAAAAGUGCUCUUCAGUUGUACCAAAGGAGACGUUAUGAUGAGGAAUGUGUGAAUAUUGAUUAAAAUGAAAGAUAUACAUUGAAUAAGCAAUUAUUCCAAUCAAUCUCAAAGUCUCUCAAUAAAGCUGAAUCAGAGGAAGAGAUUGAUGACGUAGAUGCAAAGUUCAGCUUGCAUUUUCCUCCAGUUGAAGAGAGAAUGGAUGGAAAAUUUAAGAGGCCCUUAAGGAAAUCAUAGUAUACUAACUCCAUGAAGGUUGGCCAAUGGAAGCUAGCUAGCCAGUUUAGGUAUACCUUUGAUCAACUCGGUUUACAAAUUGCUUUAGAGAAAAUGGUAGGUGCAUUGUUCUAAUUAUGUGGGGUGUCUAUAUGUUUAUAGUCAUGUGUGUACGUAUUAAUACUUUUCUGAGUAAAGACCUUGAAUUUUUUUUUCCUGUAUGCCUUUAAGGUACUUAGAUUGCAAAUUGCUUUAGAAAAAAGUGAUAGGUGCACUUUUAUGUAGAUUUGUGCACAUGCAUGUGUGUGUUAUAUAUAUGCAUGUAUGUAAAUAAUUUCUUGAGUAGGGGCAUGAAAUUUGUUCAUGUCUGUAGGGUGUGGAUUUUUAAGAGUAUCCUGAGGAAUCACCAAAGGAGAUAGCUUUAAAUUUUACAUGUACUAUGUUUGAAACUCCAAAACUGGUGCUUAAAGGUGCCAGGCACAUGGUAUGUUUUUGACACUUGUGUCUAAAACUAUCCUUUUUGGGGGUUGUUUUAAAGCUUGUUCUUUCGUUAACUCUUUGUUUGUUGUAGGCUACAUUGGAGGUUAGUUGUGAGCCAUGUAUCAAGAAACACAUUCGUAGUAUUUUUAUGAAUAAAGCUGUAAUCUCAACUAGGCUUCUUCUUGAAGGAAAUGCAACUAUAGGUUGCUUUCAUCAAUUUUUAGGAGUUAAGUAGCUAUGUGACAAGCCUUUUUCUAUAUUCAAUGAUGCUCAAUGGCUUCUUAUUCAAAAGGUUGAGGAAGAGAAGCUCGUUCAAGUUUAUAUAAAAUUACCAAAAAGUAUGCUGAAUGAAGUAAUCAUUGGCUUUAAUCAUGCAUACCUAACUGAUAGUGCUGAAAGAUUUGCUUAUCUUUGGAAAGAACAGUGAAAGUUAAUUCUACAUGAUGCUUUAUUCAACUUUUUACAGCCUUAUAGGGAAAAAGAAGCUCAGAACCUUUUAACAUCUAAAGCAAAACACAUGUUACUUAUGGAAUUUGGGACAGAAUUAUGGAAGAUGAUUUCUAUUGGUCCUUACUUGUACAA